Messenger RNA from Antechinus flavipes (yellow-footed antechinus), 3443 nucleotides. RefSeq names its product serum/glucocorticoid regulated kinase family member 3 (gene SGK3). Lineage: Eukaryota; Metazoa; Chordata; Mammalia; Dasyuromorphia; Dasyuridae. Gene Ontology annotation, molecular function: protein serine/threonine kinase activity; ATP binding; phosphatidylinositol binding. Gene Ontology annotation, biological process: protein phosphorylation. Bases 126 to 1598 code for a protein of 490 amino acids. The transcript has 16 exons. The record is from RefSeq and is a predicted model, not a curated record.
UGAAUGUUUUCCCAAGAAACUUUAUGUUUUGGAUCUGUAUUAUUGAAUUUGUAUAAUAUUGGAAACUUCUUCAGACUCUUUUUUGUCGUGUCCAUUUGAGACAUUUAACCCAAAAGAGCUGUACCAUGGACUGCAAAGAAAGCUGCCCAAGUGUUAGCAUCCCAAGCUCUGAUGAACACAGGGAGAAAAAAAAGAGGUUCACUGUUUAUAAAGUAUUAGUUUCAGUUGGAAGGAAUGAAUGGUUUGUCUUCAGGAGAUAUGCUGAAUUUGAUAAGCUUUAUAACACACUAAAGAAACAAUUUCCAACUAUGACAAUGAAGAUUCCUGCCAAAAGAAUAUUUGGUGAUAAUUUUGAUCCAGAUUUUAUUAAACAGAGAAGAACAGGACUGAAUGAAUUCAUUCAGAAUUUAGUUAGACAUCCAGAGCUAUGCAACCAUCCAGAUGUCAGAGCAUUUCUUCAAAUGGACAGUCCACGACAUCAGUCAGAUCCUUCUGAAGAUGAGGAUGAAAGAAGUAUUCAGAAGCUACACUCUACCUCACAGAACAUCAAUCUGGGACCAUCUGGAAAUCCUCAUGCCAAACCAACAGAUUUUGAUUUCCUAAAAGUUAUUGGAAAAGGCAGCUUUGGCAAGGUUCUUCUUGCAAAAAGGAAACUAGAUGGAAAAUUUUAUGCUGUCAAAGUGUUGCAGAAAAAAAUUGUUUUGAAGAGAAAAGAGCAAAAACACAUCAUGGCCGAGCGAAAUGUGCUCUUAAAAAAUGUGAAGCAUCCAUUUUUGGUUGGAUUACAUUAUUCAUUCCAGACAACUGAAAAGCUUUAUUUUGUUCUAGAUUUUGUUAAUGGAGGGGAGCUUUUCUUCCACUUACAAAGAGAACGAUCAUUUCCAGAACACAGAGCCAGAUUUUAUGCUGCAGAAAUUGCCAGUGCUUUGGGCUAUUUGCAUUCCAUAAAAAUAGUAUACAGGGACUUGAAGCCAGAAAACAUUCUUCUCGACUCAACAGGACAUGUUGUUUUAACAGACUUUGGGUUGUGUAAAGAAGGGAUUGCUAUAUCUGACACAACUACAACAUUUUGUGGGACACCAGAGUACCUUGCACCAGAAGUGAUCAGAAAACAACCCUAUGACAAUACUGUAGAUUGGUGGUGCCUUGGUGCUGUUCUGUAUGAAAUGCUUUAUGGGUUGCCUCCAUUUUAUUGCCGAGAUGUUGCCGAAAUGUAUGAAAACAUACUUCAUAAACCUCUAAAUUUGAGGCCAGGAGUAAGCCUCACAGCCUGGUCCAUUCUGGAAGAACUUCUUGAAAAAGACAGACAAAAUCGACUUGGUGCCAAAGAAGACUUUCUUGAAAUUCAAAAUCAUCCUUUCUUUGAAUCACUCAACUGGACUGACCUUGUACAAAAAAAGAUUCCACCACCUUUUAAUCCUAAUGUGGUUGGACCAGAUGAUAUCAGGAACUUUGAUACAGCCUUUACAGAAGAAAUGGUUCCAUAUUCUGUUUGUAUAUCUUCUGACUAUUCUAUAGUGAAUGCCAGUGUUUUGGAGGCAGAUGAUGCAUUUGUUGGUUUCUCUUAUGCACCUCCUUCUGAAGAUUUGUUUUUGUAAGAAAGACUAUAUUCAGAAAACACCAAGGAAAUACAAACCUAAGGAUCAACGUGAAAUUUUUCUCUGAUGUGGGAAAAUAUUCCAAAAUGUGUCUUAACUAGUGCCUCAUUUUUAUAUGUAAAGUUAGAAUCUUUAAACACUUUUCUGCUGUACAUGAGAAAAAAAUAGGACAUUUCAAAAAAUAGAAAGUAAACUUUGUUACUCCUGCUUAUUAAGAUUAUUUUUAAAGAAAUACUUCACAAGUUAUUCUUUACAUUGACCUGUUUUUAAGCAAAAAAAAAAAAAAAAAGUUUGCUGUUGACUGUUGUUUUUCCUUAUAGGGUUACAUUAGUAUUUACCCAGGAUUAGCUGUUUGCAACAACUACAGCAGUUCAGUAUAUUGCUUUUCAAUUCAAUCUAUCAUCCCUAUAGUGAUUUUUCCUUACUAUGCAAUUAUCUUUUGUAUUUGUUGUUGGAAAAGAAAUAACAUGUUGCCAUAUUAAAUCACUGUUUGAAAUCUGAAAUUCUUGACAGUAUUCAAAUGAAAGUGCAUCGUUAACAAAAAUAUGUUAGUUUAUAAUUUUGAUAACCUUUCAUUCUGCAGAUCUUUAAAGAUUAAAAAAAACCCACAGAAAAUACCUUCUAUUUAAAACAUUGGAGUUCAAAUUGGCAUGAUUUUUUUUCCAUGCAAGAAACAGAAAAUAAGUUGUUUGCGUUUCUUUAGCAUUCCAAAGAUUUAAAAGAUAGUCAAGUAUUAUGGAUUUUGUGCACGUGUUACUGAAACAUUUGUUUUUCUAUGCACUGUAUCAUACAUUUAAAAUGUGUAUGUUCUCUGUUUUCAGAUUGUUAGUUUUUUGUUGUCUGCAUCUUUAGUAUAUUAUGCAUUCAUUCUGAAUUUGCUUUGCAAAUAUGUAAAUAAUUUUUUUCAAAUCUGUUGUCUUUAUUAGGAGUCACAUACAAGUACUUAAAGUUUGCCACAGUUCUCAUAUAAUUAGAAAUUUCAAAAAUUGUCCUCAGUAUGCAAGUUUUCUCUAUAGAUUGCUAGAUCAAUUUAGAGUAAAGUAAUCAUAUAUAAUUUAACAAUUGUGAAAAACACAUUCUAAUUUGGACUUCAUUUAUUUAGAAAAGUAAAGGUAUCUAAUCUUUAUCCCAUGACAUGCUGACUUCUGAUCACUUAUAAUUCCUGCACAAGCUGACUACAAAUCCAGAAGAGCUAGAAAAUAUAGUUUAAAAGUUUUAAAUACUAAUUAUCAAUUGGGGAGAAUUUUUUAAAAAAUGAUACAAGUAGUUUUUCAAAGUAUAUGGGAAAUAUGAUUUAUAAAAGGGCUAACUUCAAAUUCUUUGAGUGAACAUUUUCCCCCAGUUUUUUCUUUGAAACAGUAAUCACAAAAAUACAAAUACUUAAACAUUUGUUUAAAAAAAAAAAAAGGUUCCUCUGCAGAAUGAAAAGGAGGAAAAAAGUUUCACUCAAAGUAAUGACCUAAGUACACUUUAAAAUUGUUUUCAAACACUGUAUCUUCCUAUAGAAGUAAAAAUUUAGUAACUACACUGUCUGUAAAUAUUUGUUAUGUCUGGCACUACUGUAAAUUCUGCUUUUACACAGAAGCCUUUUGUUUAUUGUAGAUCAAAAUGAAAACUGCAGCAUCUUGCAGAAUUUGUUUUGAUUUGGCCACUCUUUAAAAACUUAACUGCCCAAAGUUAAAGUGCAAUAUUGUGUAUUUUUAAGAGAAAGUGGUAAAAGGUAGAAUGCUAAUAUUUCUGAGAUGACAAGUAAUGCAAUUAGUAUGUAAUAUAAAAUAAAGUUAUUGUUAACCUUGUGGGUUCUUAUUAUCUCAAACUAAAAUUAAAUAUAAAUGUUAUUUCUUU